CGUGUACUGUACACUGAGACUAUAAAUUAAACUACUUCCAUAUUCUAGAGACUAGAGAGAGGAACAGAAAGGCAGGAAGAAAUAAAGAGAAAGCUCAAGAAGCCAUGGGAGUAGCAACUCAAGUCAACUAUUUUUGGUUCUAUCUAUUUAUACUCUUUUUCUCACUGACCAUCUCCUCCAUUUCUGGAUCUGAAGAAGAUUGUGUGUACACAAUGUACGUUCGAACCAGUAAAAAGUUUUUUGGUGGAACCGAUUCAGUCAUCACCUUGACUCUCUACGAUGCAGACGGGUACGGUAUUAGAAUCAACAACCUUGUGGCUUGGGGUGGGCUUAUGGGCUCGGAUCACAACUACUUCAAAAGAGGAAACUUGGACAUUUUUAGUGGUCGAGGCCCAUGUUUGACUGGGCCAGUCUGCAAAAUGAACUUGACUUCUGAUGGCUCUGGACAUAGCCAUAAAUGGUACUGUAACUACGUGGAGGUUACCGUUACUGGAAUCCAUACAGAAUGCAACCAACAGAAUUUCGAAGUGGAGCACUGGCUCGAAACAUAUAAAUCAGCUAAUGGGCUCACUUACAUCAGUGAUCUUUGUGACAAGACCAAUUCCGAUAAGCACCUGUCGAUCUCCAGUGAGAAUUUACCUAUUUUCGAUGCUGAAUCUAUUCCCCAUGUCGCUGUGAUGUAAUCCAUCGUUUAUUGGGCCUGGUCGUACAUUUUAUUAUUAGAGUCUGUAUUUAACCAGGGGCAGAAGAGACAAUUUGUAAGGGUUCAAUGUUGCUCAGAUGUUAUUGUUUCGAUAUGUAGUAGUAUUCAGUAAUAGAUAAGUCAUUAAAUUAUGUAAUGAAUAAUAAGGCCCAAUAUAUACUGUCAUGAGUACGACAAUUUGGAAAA
Messenger RNA from Lycium barbarum (goji berry), 889 nucleotides. RefSeq names its product PLAT domain-containing protein 1-like. Gene Ontology annotation, molecular function: protein binding. The transcript is spliced from 2 exons. Lineage: Eukaryota; Viridiplantae; Streptophyta; Magnoliopsida; Solanales; Solanaceae. The record is from RefSeq and is a predicted model, not a curated record. Bases 105 to 683 code for a protein of 192 amino acids.